Messenger RNA from Zingiber officinale, 2087 nucleotides. Its product is annotated as TOM1-like protein 4. Gene Ontology annotation, molecular function: ubiquitin binding; phosphatidylinositol binding. Gene Ontology annotation, biological process: protein transport to vacuole involved in ubiquitin-dependent protein catabolic process via the multivesicular body sorting pathway. The record is from RefSeq and is a predicted model, not a curated record. Lineage: Eukaryota; Viridiplantae; Streptophyta; Magnoliopsida; Zingiberales; Zingiberaceae. The transcript is spliced from 11 exons. Bases 230 to 1795 code for a protein of 521 amino acids.
CCGUGUGAAAGAAUGAGGACGGAGUAGUAGAUGUUUGCUAUUAUAUUCCUCGCGAUCCCUCGAACCGCCGACGACUUCUUCUUUGCUCUCUGACGAUCUAAUCUGCCUUUUCGGCUUCUUAAUUCCUUCUUAAGAUAAGAAUUUUGCAGAGAGGGAUUUUUCAUCGCUCGCUGGUUUGAAGGAAGAAGGUGGUUUUGAGGGUUCUCGGAGGGUUUCUUUUGAUUAGUUUAUGAUGGCUACUACGGCGGCGGUGUGUGCGGAACGGGCUACGAGCGAUUCACUGAUCGGUCCGGACUGGGCGAUCAACAUCGAGUUGUGCGACAUUAUUAACAUGGAUCCUGGACAAGCCAAGGAUGCACUGAAAAUACUAAAGAAGCGCCUUGGAAGUAAGAAUCCAAAAAUUCAACUUUUGGCACUAUUUGUGCUAGAAACUCUGAGUAAAAAUUGUGGGGAUAACGUUCACCAACAAAUUGUUGAGCGAGAUAUUUUACAUGAAAUGGUCAAAAUAGUGAAGAAAAAAUCAGAUUUAAAUGUAAGAGAAAAGAUACUAGUCCUAAUUGAUGCAUGGCAAGAGGCUUUUGGAGGAGCAGUAGGAAAAUAUCCCCAAUAUCAUGCUGCAUACAGAGAACUUAGAGCUGCUGGAAUUGAGUUCCCACCCCAUACUGAGAACACUGUGCCAUUAUUUACCCCACCACAAAAUCAUCCUAUCUCAUAUCAGCCUGCUGCAUCAGGAUAUGAAAAUGCUACGUCAUCAUUUGAAAAUGCUGCAUCAGCAUUUGAGACUGCUGAUGUAGGAGCUUCACUUCAGUCUGAUUUUUCUGCUCUCAGCUUGGAGGAAAUUCAGAAUGCUCAAGGAGUAGCAGAUGUGUUAUCUGACAUACUCAAUGCAUUAGAUCCAAAGAACCAUGAGGAGUUAAAGCAAGAAGUUAUAGUCGACCUCAUUGAGCAAUGCCAUUCUUUUCAGAAGCGUGUAAUGGUUCUUGUGAAUACUACAGAAGAUGAAGAGAUUCUUUGUCGGGGUCUGGCACUGAAUGAUGAACUUCAGCGUGUGCUUCAAAGACAUAAUGAUAUGUUGAAGGGAUCUACUCUUAGUGCUGGAGUGCCAAUUGCUUCGAUUGCACCUAUUGUCAAUAUGAACCAUGAGGAUGAUGAGGUUGAGGAUGAUUUCUCUCAGCUAUCUCUCAGGACUUCUAGGGAGAGUGCAAUAGGGCAGAGCAAGAAUUCUUCUAGUGCUGGAAACGCAACUACCCUAAAACCUCCUCCCCAACCCUCAAAGCCAGUCAGGGAAGAGGCAAACUCAAUUGACUAUCUUAACGAUGAUGUUGCUCCUCCUAACCCACCAUUGCCACCUUCCCUAUCUCAUUCCAUGCUAGCUUCUGAUACAGCCAGAGUGUUAGAGCCACAUGGUCUAACCAGUCAUGCCGAGCCCAUUUCAGCAACGAAAUCCAGUGCAGAGACACUUCCAAAAUCUCAUCAGGAGAAUCAGACUACUGGCUUACUACCACCUCCCCCUUCAAAAUAUGGCCAAAGGCAGCAGUUCUUUGAGCAACAAAAGAAUGUUUUAUCAGGUGUGGGCACAGUUCGUGAUGGAUCUGUUUCUCAAAAUAACUACUCUUCUGAUCAGGGAAAUACCAGCCUUAGUCCACUUCAUCAACAACAUUUGGGAGGACUGGACUCGUCACCAUCAGCAAAACAAACCGAUCCUGAGGAUGCACUCUUCAAAGACUUGGUUGAUUUUGCCAAGUCUAAAUCUUCUUCAUCAUUAAAGCCACCCAAUAGCCGCAGAACUCGCUGAGCAGUGUGCUAGAGCAUGCUCUCCGUAGCUUGUCUUGCUAAUGGUUUGGUUGUCUGGCUAAGUUGAGCUGACUUGUGAAAUAAAAGGAGACGUCUGGGAGUUGGGCUGUUUUAAAGUUGUUUAUCCUGUGGUGUAUAUGAUAUUGUGAGAAGACCACUGCAUCCUGCUCCACUUAAGGUUAUUUGUAUGUAAAAAAGAAAUCACCCUUUAUACAUUGUUGACUCCAUGCCAUUUUGUACAAAAGCCACAUCUGAAUGCGCCCUUUGACGAAGUGUCAAUUCAUUUCCUAAAA